AUGACUUCGUUAUCAAUAUCUGAUCGAAUUCGAGCACAACGUGAAUGCAAAAUUGUUAAAUCGAUUCGACUUAAAUUAAAAAAGUGCAAACUUAUUCUUCGUGAAACCGACAAAAGUGGUGUAUUUUGUAUUCUUCGAGCUAUUGAUCAUGAACAAAAAGUAAAAGAAUAUCGAGACAAGACCAAAGCUUACAAACAAUUAACUUCAAAUCCAUUUGAAGCAACGUUAUACAAGGUUACUCGAUUACUCAAUGAUCUUCGUGUGAAAUCGAGCAAAAUUACAGCUUGGCAACAUAAAGAAAUGCUGCCCAACGGCAAGACAUGUAAACUAGCUUAUAUGUAUUUCAAUCCCAAAACACAUAAGGAUGGUACACCAUUACGACCAAUUAUGCAUACUAUUGAUUCACCGACAACGAAUAUCUCACGACUUUUAGAUCGAUUCAUUCGACCAAUAUUUAACGACAAAGCUAAACUAACUACUAUUAUUGAUGGUGCUUACCUUAUUAAACAACUUCAAAAAUAUGCUAAUGAUGGUCAUUUAAAACCAACUACUUUAUUUUGUACUUUUGAUAUUAAUAAUUUAUAUACAAUGCUACCACAACAACAAUCACUUGAUAUUCUUCAAGAAUUUCUUCAAACUUAUAAAAUAUCACACGUCAGAGGAAUCGAUAUUGCAACUAUUCGUGAAUUAGCUCGUAUUGUCAUAGAAGAAAAUGUUUUUGUCUAUCGUAACAAAUACUAUCAACAGAUUAUUGGUGGUGCAAUGGGAUCACCAUUUACAUUAACUUUAGCAAAUAUCUUUAUGUGGAAAUGGGAAAAAGAAUCAAUCUGCAAAGACUUACAUUCGUAUGAACUUUAUGGCCGAUAUAUCGAUGAUAUUUUUUUCACAUGGAAUGAUACCAACGAGAAUCUCGAAAAAUUACUGGCAAAACUCAAUAAUCAUCAUCCCAAUAUUAAACUAGAAUAUAAAAUUGGUCAAAGUCUUCCAUUUCUUGAUGUUCUUCUUACGAAUAAUAAUGGUACUCUUUCAACAUGUGUCUAUCGUAAACCAGCUGCUGAACCUUAUGUGGUACCAUUUACUUCUGAUCAUCCUCAACAUAUAUUUCGAAAUAUUAUUCGAACUGCUCUUUUGCGUGCUAUAAGAUAUUCUUCUACAUUCGAAGCAUUCGGUGUUGAACGACGCAAUAUAAGAUUAAUGUUAUUAUAUAAUGGUUAUCCAUCAACAUACAUCAAUAAAGAAUUUCAUGCAUUCUUUAAUCAAUUCAAUCUAUACGAUUCAUAUUCUUCUAUUCUACCGAUGAUCCAAGAUGAAAAUCAAUUUAAUGCUAUACAUAACAAAAUUGCACCAACACCAACACACAAACAAACACUAACGGCUUCAGAUAUAACAUUGUCUCAAAUUCCUGACAAUGAGUACGAAAACUUAAUGCAAGUCCAAGCUACAAAUCCAACUGCCACGAACAAAAACAAGAAGAAAAAGCUUAAACGACUACUAUUUUUGCAUACUAUACAUGAGAAAAGAUUAAUAUCUCUCAAACGUGAUAUACAUAAAAUCUACAACAGUACAUUUUACGAUACAACUGUAAAUGGAGUACAACUGAUUGUCGGAAAUCGAAACAAUCCAAAAGCCAAAACUGAAUUCAUAAGAAAAAAACGUCCAAAUGACUCCCUUCGUCGACAUGAUUUCAAACCGAGUAAGUGAAGCUCUUCUAACAUAUACACUCAUCCAAUUCAAUUCAUAAAACAAUCAUUCUUUUACAUAGAAUCCAAACGUCUUCCAAAGCAUACGACAAUUUGAAACUGUUCAACGUUGACUCUACUAUACCCAUUCUCCAUAUUCUUUGACUAUUUCACACAACCCAAAUUCUUUUACUAUCUCUUUGCCUAUACAUAUUUAUUUAUUUAUUUUCUUCAUAUCUUAAUUCAACAAUAAAAAACAUCACCAACAAAUUCCAUUCUAUAAUAUCUGAACAUUCUCAUACUUUUUCUUCAUUUCAGAUAUAUCCAUAAAACUUAAUAUAUAUAAAUCCACUCCAAUUAAACAAAGUUCACUUCUAUUCCGCAACAAUCUUCAACUAUCUACAAUCAACAAAGUACGAAACACAGUAUCAAACAAACAACCUCGCACAAAGGUAAGAACCGGUCGUGGUAUGCUUAUAUCACAGGUUUUUUCAAUUAUUCUACACAUUGUGCUGCUGCUUUGCAUACAACUGUGUAGAUGAUAUUUUGGUUUGAUUCUAGAAUUAGAAUUAAAUGUAAAAUAUCUUAAGCCACUUGAUAAGUCCCUUGAGCAAGGACGAAACCGGUCGUGGUAUGCUUAUAUUACAGUCAUAACUACCUGAUGAGACUGUAAGGUCGAAAUCCGGAUCGUAGUUUAAACUGACACACCCACACCCACACCCAGAAUAUUCGACAACAUUUUCCGGUCUACACUUUCUUUUUUUGUUAGUUCAAACUUCGAAACAUGCACUAAUGCAAGAUGAGCACCAUCAAUUGCUAAAAAUUAGAUUGUGAGAAUCUUUUUUGUAUUACUCUAUAUCAAAAUUCUAUAUCAACAAACUGAAUUUUAUGUAUUACAAUUUUUGGAUUAUUUUAUUUCGUAGAUUUUUUUAUGCAAAUUCAAUUCAUUUUCAAUUCAAUUCUACCUUUUAUUAUUGACACAGAGACCUAUUUAUUAUUCCGAAGAUUGAGUUGUGUGUUGCAUAGAACAUGAAACCAAAAAAGAAAGUGCUCCUUUUGAUUUAAUUAUUUUUUCUUUUUGCUUUAUACAACAAAUAAACCGAAAUCGAAAUGGCCGGCAACAAAUUAUCUGUGCAGUGGAUUUUUGAGUGUUUUUCAAAGAAUAUCAUCAUAGUACGAUAAUGUUCAAGCUCGUUUGACAUCGUUGAGUUUAAUCACAAUGUUUGCAUUGAGAAAUAAAAUACUUACAUAUCUCAAUUGAAAGAAAGUUUCGUUGAUUCUAUCCUACUAUUGAAAACUAUUUAUGAAUAUCUAUUCUCGAUUUCAGUUUUAAAUCAAAAAGAAAUUCCAUAGACUUAUUUGGCUCCUUACUAUUCAAAGAUACUACCAUAUGAUUUCAAUUAUCACCUAAAGGUCUGUUACAGUAAGUCACACAGGAUUAAAAGACCAAUGAUUUGAGGUCAUAUGAGGCUUACGAUUUUUCUUUGCGUGUUGCAUACAAAAGUAAAAAAAUCUGAGUAUUGUCAAUGAGAUUUAAAGAAGGGGGUGGUGGGAUGAGUGACAUUUUCAAUUCACUCUCGCUUGUGCAGCAAUUUUAUUUCUGCGAAAUUCGUGACUUUGUAUUAGAUGGAAAAAAAUAAAAAUUUCUUGGUCAAGUUAAGUGCGCUCCAAAUUUGGAGUUUACGAGUAUCGAAGUUUUAGCGAAAAACUCUACCUGAAAACUAUAAUCAUCUAUUUUUAAUUGCUCUGAUAGAUACUCUGGACUGUGGUGAGUCGACCGAUGAUGCUCAAGAAAAACAAAUACACAGUUACAAGCAAUAAUUUGUCGAAAAACUUGAAACUCGGAAACUCCGAAUUUGGAGCCCACUUAACUUGACCAAAUUUCUUAAUUCAAUUUUUUUCGUUAGAAAAUUUAUUCAGUGAAUUCUGAGUGCUUCGUAUCGACAUACAGGAAGCCUUUGUAUAACAUACAUCUCCUCAUUCUGAAGAAACCUACAACAUGUAUACUUAUUUACUGAUUCUUUUUUUCCUGUCUGCAAUAUAUAUAAUACGGUGCAUCAGUGAAGAGAAAUACAAAAGGUCAUUUUCUUAUCGAACACAAUCACACACUACAAUCAAGAUCAAGUCGAUAAACAUAGUAAAACACAGGAUAAUCAUUCUUAUCCAGAAUUGUUAACUAUACUUGCAGAUCCGCACAAUAUUCCGUGUUAUUCUCCGCUAUCGGUACCAUCUGUCGGUAAAAUUUCUCAUCAAGUGUGUAAUUCACCAUUGCAAUUUCCAUCUCUAUUCUUAGGAAUCAUUCAAUCAAGUAUCAUCAUUCAUUAUCAAGAGAUAUGCGAUCUCGUGUUGUUAUCCAUGCAACCAUCCGACCAUCCAAAAAUAGUAUCCAUCCGACGAACAAUCAGUCUGUCAAUCCUCAAGACAUUUUGUUCCCGGUUAUAUUCUUAAAAUCUUUAAUUAUUCAUAUUUUCUCUUUGUGUAAAUAGAUGUCAACUAUUUUGGCUGCGCGUUAUCAUCAAGGUAAACCUCCGGCUGCCGUGAUGGGAAUGGCGGGGAAGAGGGAGUAUAUGAGAAGUGACACCCCCUCUCCCGGAGAUGUCCUUGCAACAGCCCACGAUAAAUCAGCAAAACCAAUUGUCAGCCAAAGUUUUACCAAAUCACAAAACAAUCGAACACACGCUGUCAAUGCCGCAAAAAUUAAUCGACCUCAUCAGUCAUCAACACAGGUCAGUUAGCAAAAUGAGGAACAUGCUCAUUAUUAGAUUCGAUACGCCUAAGUAUUUAUUAUUGACGAUCUGGAAAUUGUUUCUAUGAACAAGUUCUUAUUUGAAGUAAAAACAUCUUCAUCGAAUUUUAGAAACGGUCAAAAGUUCUAGUUUCAUACAAAAUUCGAAAGAAAGAGUAUUUAAAGAUUUUUUUACCCUAAUAAGUAUAUUUGUGUGCGACUAGUAUUUAGUGAAAAAGGCUAGAAUGACAACAGAACUAGAGAACUUUAGAAUCCUGUUGCGCAAAAACUGCAUUUUGACGUGUUUUCAAAGAAAAAUGUUUGCCAUUGAGCAUCGUUUGCAUAAAACAACCUCGGAAUGUAUUCGUUUACAUAGUGUCUAUGUCAAAAAAAAGUAUUUCAAAAGGGAAGUACUAAAUAAGGAUUGGGAAACGCAAGGAAAUACUAUCAUGUUAUAUGUAUUUCAACAGCCUUUUUCUUAGUUAGGUUUCAUAUUGUAAUUGAAAUUUUUCUGGUUCCGUCAAAUACACCUGUCUCAGAAAACAGGUUAGAGAUUCAUCAAAAGUCACACGAUAGGGGGAAUGCGAAUUUUGCAGUACAGACUUUCGCAAGUGACUUUUGGCAAUUGCC
Messenger RNA from Adineta steineri, 5034 nucleotides. NCBI's taxonomy places the organism in Eukaryota, Metazoa, Rotifera, Eurotatoria, Adinetida, Adinetidae. The record is from the annotation of a GenBank genome assembly.